This is a messenger RNA of Cladocopium goreaui, 1510 nucleotides long. Lineage: Eukaryota; Dinophyceae; Suessiales; Symbiodiniaceae. The record is from the annotation of a GenBank genome assembly.
UGGUUUCCCCUUCUUGCCCCUCUAUUGGAGGAACAGUAGGCUGGUGAAUGUCAAGCUUGCGACCUGUUCGCCCUCGAAAUGCGCCGGGGACUGCCGUUGUGGCACCAUUGCGAGCUGGGCGAGAACGCAUUGUUCGCCAGGGCCAGGAGCCCAUUGUGAGACGCGGCCGUGUGCAGCUUGCUCGCAACUCUUCCCUGGUGAGGAGCCUGUCAGCACCUCGAGGUCCAACGCCCGUGCGCUUCACCGCGCAAGCGACGGUGCAACGCGGCUCCUCGCGGCGGAACAUCUCGGUGGGGCCGCAGGGGCAGCGACAGCCCAGGGGAUGGAGUCAACCGGAAGAACCUUCAGAGGACUGGUGUUUUGCUUACUAUUUGGCUGCUGGGCUCAACUUGAAGGCUCUACAUCAGCGCUGGUUGCGCAGCCUCCGCCAGCCCAGUGAACGAGAAGAAUCGCGAACAGUGAUUCGCUUCAAUGACGACGUGAUGCUCUUGAAGGUUGAUGAGAAAGACUGUUUUGUCUUCUCUUUUGGCUGCCUGGUCUGUUGGGGAUGCACUCCACAAGAAGUGGGAGCUGCCAGAGAAUAUCUCCAGGGGCACCUCACAAAACCUGUGGAGCCUUCUCACAUUGAAAAGGAUUUUCUCAGCAUUACUGGAAAUGCCAGUGCCCUACCCAUUGCUACAAAGGCAGUGGAUCGCUUAGCUAUCGCCUACUCCUUGGCACAGUCCGUGCGCCUGAGCUAUUGGGAGCAGAGGAUUGACCAGUGGGUGGCGGCCACUCGCACUAUCCCGGAAGACAUGGCAAAUACAGGUCGGGUUUUGCUGAGCCCGCAUCGUGUGAGCCAGAUGAUGGGCGAGUUGUUUGCACUGAAAAAUCAGGUGAACUUGGAGUUUGACACCUUAGACACACCAGAUGUCUUUUGGGACUACGAAGAGUCUGAACCGUUCUAUCAAGAGACAAGGCUUCACUUGGACAUGGACAGACGCAUCAACAUCUUGAAUCAACGGUUUGAGGUGCUGGAGGACAUGUUUGAUGUUUUGCAAGACAAGUUGAACGAGAGGCAGGAGCACAGGCUCACCUGGAUCAUCAUUUGGCUUUGCGCUUUGGAAGCGGUUUUCACUGCCUUCAAACUUUUCUGGCUGGCUGGGGUGCCCUUCGCCAUACAUUUGGAGCAACGGCUGGAGAGAGGCAUUUUUGGAAGCCCUUCGCUUCCUGACGCCAAUGCAUCGCAGCUGACUCCAAUGCACAACACUUCUGCAGCGGUGUCACACCCGAAUGCAUCAAGAAGCUCUGGAAAUACUUCCGCAAUCAUACACUUCAACAGCUCUACCGGUUCCAACAACUCCACUACCUCUAACAUCACACAGGCCCAUCUCUACAGGCCUUCAAUGCAGGAGGCGCCACGGAGAUACAUCCUGCUGUUGCCCAUCCUGGGCUCCCUCGACUGGAUGCGCUGUCAGCUCUGUCUCUGGUGAGGGGCAAAGAACCCACGCACUGAGCUGGAUCCGCUUGG